CCCAAAGGCUGUUGCCCUACGGAGUCCAGCGAAGUCGUUAAGCUCCGUUUCAGAGAGGAAACAGUUAAAGAGCUCAGCGUUCCCCCUGUGCCCGGGAGGCAGCCUUUGUGUUUAACGUUGGCAGGGGCUCCGCUCGGGCUGGAGGCUUGUUUUAAUUGGGGGAGGGGGCAGAGAAGUGAGGACGCUCUGCCUUCUCCUCUGCUCCGUCUCCCGCUACCGACUGAGCGGAGGUGGAGAUUUCCAUCCCACCCAGUCAGAGGCUCGGGGAAGACCAUCCCAGGAAAAGCCGCUCGGCGGCAACUCCCGGCAGCGGCCGCGGGAGCAGCAGGCGCAGCAUGAGCGCGGGGCCGGCGGCGGAGGCACGCCUGGGGUGAGUGCGCGGCGCCCCGCACCAGCGGCCCCGGUCUCAGCCCCGGUCCCAGCCCCGGCCCCGGCCGCCAGCACCCGGUGAAGAAGUGAGACAUAUCUCACUGAGAUAGUGAAAAAAACUCUUACUGAAUUUGCUCAUUUGGGACUUCGGGAUGGAAGCCUUGUGUUUAAAAGUUUCUUUGCUGCUGCUCGUUUCGGGAUUUGUCCUCAGUGACAGCUCUGACAGAGAUGCUGCCAACCGGAGUGAUCUGGGAAACUACCUUCCCACUUUCUCAGGGAUUGACUCCAGCAUGCUCCUCACCACCAGACGGCCCCUGGUAAUCAACCAAUCUGUCAAAUGCUCCCAGCAGACUAAGAUUGCUGAAACUUUUAAGUACAUUAACACGGUGGUAUCUUGUGCUAUUUUCAUCGUUGGAAUGGUUGGGAAUGCAACUCUGCUGAGGAUCAUUUACCAGAACAAGUGUAUGAGGAAUGGCCCGAAUGCACUGAUAGCCAGUCUGGCACUAGGAGACCUUAUCUAUAUUGUCAUUGAUAUUCCUAUCAUUGUGUACAAGCUCCUGGCUCAGCAGUGGCCUUUUGGAGAUACUGAAUUUGGACAGUUUCUUUGCAAAUUCCUCCCCUUUAUACAGAAGGCAUCAGUGGGAAUCACAGUCCUUAAUCUCUGUGCCCUUAGUGUGGACAGGUAUAGAGCAGUUGCCUCCUGGAGCCGUGUUCAGGGCAUUGGAAUCCCUAUGAUCACUGCUAUUGAAAUUUUCUCCAUUUGGCUUCUGUCUUUUAUACUGGCUAUUCCAGAAGCCAUUGGUUUUACUGUGGUACAUUUCAAAUACAAGGAUGAAGGUUAUGUUACCUGCAUGCUCAAUCCUACAAAUAAUUUUAUGUUGUUUUACAAAGAUGCAAAGGAUUGGUGGCUGUUUGGUUUCUAUUUCUGCAUGCCACUGGCAUGUACUGCCAUCUUUUAUACGCUAAUGACUUGUGAAAUGUUAAACAGAAGGAACAGCAACUUGAGAAUCGCUCUCAGUGAACAUCUUAAGCAGCGUCGAGAAGUUGCAAAGACAGUUUUCUGUUUAGUAGUGAUUUUUGCUCUUUGCUGGUUCCCUCUUCAUUUGAGCCGAAUUUUGAAGAAAAUGGUAUACAAUGAAAGAGACCCCGGCAGAUGUGAACUGCUCAGUUUCUUGCUGCCAUUGGAUUAUAUCAGCAUCAACCUGGCAACCAUGAACUCUUGUAUAAACCCAAUAGCUCUGUAUUUUGUGAGCAAGAAGUUUAAAAACUGCUUUCAGUCAUGUCUUUGCUGUUGCUGCUCCCAAUCAAAAAGCUUGGUGACUUCAGUGCCCAUGAAUGGAACAAGCAUUCAGUGGAAAAAUCAAGAACUAAACAAUCACAAUACAGACCGAAGCAGCCAUAAAGACAGCAUAAACUGAAAAUUAAGGACUCUGACAUGAUUUCAGAAUCAAACAGGAAAAAAAAAGUCACAAUAAAGCUAUUUCAACAGGAAGCCCAGUGAGUGUUCCAUCAUCAAUUCAGAAGUGUGCACCCUUGUACCUAACUCUAGAGGUGACUGAAAUGGUUGAUGGACUAUAACUGUGAUGAUGCUCUACGAACUGAGAUCCACUGGAUGGUAAUUCUGUCUUUGAAAAUUACGUAGAUGUGAUUAUAACACCAAAAAAAAUGACUUGAACUACACAGGUGGUUUGCUCUUCUGAACUAAGCAGGAACUGUCCAGUAUCUGUAACUGGUACAAAACAAUAUUCUUCCUGAUCGUGACCUAGAAUUAAUCACUAUGGCAUUUUUUAGAAGAUAACAAAGUGGAAUCUGUCUGUGUAUAUUUUCUCUCCUGCCAUUUGUCUUUCAACUUCUAUUUUUGUGGUGGAUAUAUUCCGUGCACCACUACAUUUUGCAUGUUGUUGUUAUUUUUUUUUUCAGUUUUAUGUUGGAAAAUGUUUUGUUCCACACCAGUAUGUUAUUUACUUAAGUUACAGUGAGUCAGGACAUCAGCUGGGCAGUUCACAUUUGUAGCACUUCAGUACUCAAAAACAGGAAGAAACAAUACAAAAUAGCAUUGACAUUUGGCACUUAAGCACAGAUUAAUACCAAAAAAGUGGUAUUAGUAACACGGUACUGUACUGUGUUAUUUAUUCUAAUGAUCUGUACAAAAAUAAUAAUAAUAAUAAACAUAAUCUAUAUCAGCAAAAUGAAUGAAAGAUGCCCACAGAGGGGCAUCUUACAAAAUGUUUUCAAUUAACCUGCCAUGUUAAUUCAUAAUCUAUAUGAAUUUAUUAAUCUAUUUAGACAAUAGCAGCUUUAAAUCUGUGUCAAAAUGAGGAUCAUUGGAACACAGUGAAACAUUAAUAAAGCUGUCCAAAGAGUUAUAAAGAUAUAAUUAUUUUCAUAGCAACUAUGCACAACACUACUUACACGUUGUGAACAUGAAGUUACAGUCAUAGGUGAAUGCAGAACUGUGGAAGUCUGUAAGAGUUGUAUAUGCACAAGGAUAUUUUAUGCCUUAUGCAUACAGACUUUUUUUUUUGUCUUAUUUUCAUAAUGUUCAAAGAUUUUAAUGGGAUUUGAUACUUUAUUAGAAUUGUUAACCAUACAAAUGCUAUUAAUAAUAUAUAGAAAAUAUUGCUUGCAUACGUGUAAACUGGUGAUUUACUUAUCAUUUCCAUCCGUUAUGGUUACAUGGCAAGAGAUUCAUUGUUUGGCUAUAAACAUUUUUAACUGGUAGCCUUUUAUUAAACAGUGAAAUUAAACAGUACGGUGUUGUAUAUAAUAUGCCUUGUGCACAAAUCUGCUAGGAAAUUUAUAGCAUCUCUUGUGCCAGGUUAAGAAACAUGAACUAAAUUUCUUCAAUUUUAAAAAAAAUGUUACAUUUCAAGUGAAUGUGAUAUAACCCUGCAUAUUUUUAUUUACAAGGUCAAAAUGCUAGUGCCUACAAUGACUUCUGCUGAACAAGUUUCCCAAACGUUUACAUUCACACAGAUCUUCUAAAGUAUAUUAAAAAAUAUCUUUAACUUA
This is a messenger RNA of Cygnus atratus (black swan), 3381 nucleotides long. RefSeq names its product endothelin receptor type A (gene EDNRA). The record is from RefSeq and is a predicted model, not a curated record. The coding region runs from base 522 to 1787 and encodes 421 amino acids. Gene Ontology annotation, biological process: G protein-coupled receptor signaling pathway; enteric nervous system development; regulation of blood pressure. Gene Ontology annotation, cellular component: membrane. Lineage: Eukaryota; Metazoa; Chordata; Aves; Anseriformes; Anatidae. Gene Ontology annotation, molecular function: endothelin receptor activity. The transcript has 8 exons.